AUGAAUACAAAAAUUAAUGACAGGUUGAAACAGGAUAAAACUUUGUCAUAUGCUGAUUUUCAUCACCAAAUUACCAAGAAUGAGGAAGACGCCAACUCUUUAAAACCUUACAACAAUCAGCAAAAGCAAACAGCUUACAGAAGGAUAAGUGAGGAAGAUGAGCUGGUUAAGUACAUGUCAAAUUUACCAGGUUACCUGGAGAAAGGAGAAAAAAUUCCUGAAAAAGUUUUGAAUGUUGGGGUGCUUGAUUGGGCCAGUCUACAACAAUGGCAGUGCAGCCAUAAACAUGUACCCUUAACUAGCCGGAGCUCGACAUCUACUUGUAAUACUUCAUCUUCUGUUUCAACAGAGGGAUUAUCUGGUAAUUCUAGCAAAAGUCUUUAUUGUUCCCCUUCUCAUCAAAGAAUAUCUCGUCCGUCAUUGCAAUCUCACUUCAUGACAAAUCCAGUGAAAGACUACUCUGUAUCUGUCAAAUCCUCUGGAGGAAGUUUUGUAAGUAGUCAGAAUCUUAAAGGUGGCUGCAUUAAUGUUAACACACACAGCGAGUAUGCUCGAGUUGGUGACCAUCUUUCCCAGAACCAUCCUGCUAGUAUACCUAAAGGAUGUGAAAGGAGAAAACCAAAUCCACUUAUUAUUAAGGAAAGUGAUAUCUUUCCAAAUGGUGGAAUGUGUGAGGCAGCAUCACGAACUAAGCUUGAAACAAGUGCUCCAGAUGAUAGUCCAGAGAAGAAAGUGGAGAAUUUCAGACAACCAAAUAUUGAUGCUGAUGAGCAAGUUAUGCUUGGAAAAAGCAAAUCGAUUGUUCUCAUUUUGCCUAGAGACAUCCCCCAGAAUAAUCAUCAGAAAGUUCCUGAUAUUCGAAAUUCCUUGGGUCAAAAGCUAGGAAGUCCUACGCAAACAAGAUUUUCAAAAAAAGCUAAGGAACUUCCUUGUAGAUAUCCAAAUUCCAGUAUUUCCUACUCCUGUCCUCUGCAGGAUGAAAUUACUGGAAGCCAUUCUCAUCCGAAACGAUCAGUAUCCAGUUCUCUAGAUCCAGAAGGUAUUAAAAUUCCGGUUUCCAAUUUAUCAGCACCCAUAUCGGUCAGAACAGGAAUAAGUCCUUGCAGAUCUAGAAAGGCCGAGGAAAAGAAAGAAGAGAAUGGUGCAUCGUCUUCUGCAAAUGGGUCUCUCAAGGGAAUAGAUCAGAAAGUAACUACAGAGAAAUUAAGAAGUUCUUCACCUUUUCGGCGAUUUAGCUUCAGCAUUGGCUUUACAGGUAAAGGUUCUGGCUGUAAAGAGGUUGCACAUGUGCCACAUCAGAGCUCCAUAGCAGCACUUAAAUCUAGUUCAGAAUGCAUAAGAAAUUAUGCUAGCUCGAAAAAUUCGGGCCAUGAUAAAUCUGGUGAUGCUGCCAAAAGCAGGUCCAGUAGCCCUUUAAGGCGAUUACUGGAUCCAUUGCUGAAACCAAAGACACCAAAUGGCCAUCGAUCAAUGGAGUUGUCUCAUAAAGAUUCAGUCUCAACAAAUAAGAAUUGUAGGUCAGAUAAUAGGAAAUUUUCUAUGGAGAAAACUGAAGUGGUCGGGGACCAGAGGGUUGGUUGUUCCACAAUGAAUACGGUUGAUUUAUCGAAGAACAAAAAUAAUGUGCCAUCAACGUUUCAAGCUCUUCUAAGAAUUGCUGUGAAGAAUGGUCAGCCCCUUUUCACAUUUGCUGUUGACAAUAAUAGCAACAUUCUUGCAGCCACUGUGAAAAACUUGGCUGUCUCAAAGAAAGACGAAUGUGAUCGUAUUUAUACCUUUUUUACCUUUAGAGAGGGUAAAAAGAAGAGCGGAAGUUGGAUGAAUCAACCAAGCAAAAGUAAAGGUGCUGAUUAUAUUCACCAUGCUGUCGCCCAGAUGAAAGUUUCUGGUUCACACCAUUAUGAUUCACCUAGCCAGAAUUGUGUGGACGCCACUGCUAAUAAAGAGUUUGUUUUAUUUUCUGUAAAGCUAAAGCAGGGAGAUUCUCAGGUCAAUGACUAUGAACCAAAGGAUGAGCUUGCUGCUAUUGUUGUCAGAUCAUCCAAUGUUGUUGAUUUUAUCAAUUAUGCACACCAGAGUAGUAGCCAGAACGACACUCAAGAUCUACAUGUAACAGUUGUGCUCCCAACUGGGGUUCAUAGUCUUCCAAGUAAUGGUGGACCUUCAUCACUGAUUGAGCGCUGGAGAACGGGUGGAUCAUGUGACUGUGGUGGUUGGGAUAUGGCUUGUAAACUUAAGAUACUGGCAAAUGAAAGUCAAAUAUGUAGAAAAUCAAGAAUUUCGAAAGCUUGUUUCCCGCAUCCCUUUGAGCUUUUCCUCCAGGGGAAUGACCAGGACCAAGAAAACCAGCCUGCUUUCAGUUUUUCUCCCUUCAAGCCUGGGUUAUACUCGGUAGCUUUUGAUUCUUCAUUCUCACUUUUGCAAGCAUUCUCCAUCUGCAUAACGUUAGUGGAUGGCUUGAUCUCAUAUGAACUUGGAUCAAGAAACUAUGUCGAAGGAAAAAAUCCGAGGGAAACUCUGUUGGUGCAAACAGAUGAACUAAAAGCUUUCGGCAAAUUGGAGGAUAUUCCUGCAACUUACGUUGCUUAUCCUCCCCUCUCUCCAGUUGGUAGAGUCUAA
Sphenostylis stenocarpa is the source of this 2619-nucleotide messenger RNA. The record is from the annotation of a GenBank genome assembly. Lineage: Eukaryota; Viridiplantae; Streptophyta; Magnoliopsida; Fabales; Fabaceae.